AUGCCCAGUGGAACGCUCUCUUCUUUGAUUUCUCCCCCACGAAUGGCACGGCGGGACGAGAGACAGAGUGUCCACCAACGGGAUCCAUCAACCCCCACGGAUGCGGCCAGGAGUUUUCGUCGUCGAGAACAACGACUCUCACGUCGAAAGCUGAUCCGCAUCGAAGGGCGUCCACCGCUUGAUGACACUCUUCCCCCCAUCCCGGAUCUAGGUGGCGGGAUGGGUGACAACAGCUCCGAAAGUCCGUCGCCGAUGCCGGACCAAAGCGCGUCGGCCGAGCCUUUCACGGGGCAACCUCUGGCAACGCAAGGUCCCACGGUAUCUCCCGACCAACAGAGUACGCCGUCGCCUUCUACGACUGCCACGGAGUCUCCCACGGAGAAAUAUAGAGCCAGACGGACGUCGUUUCCGCUGGUCCGACCACUUGCACCCUCUCCUCCUCCCUCGGCGAGUCCUGUAAGCCUUGCUCCGACCCUUCCAGAGUUGGGGUCUGUACAAAACUUUAACACACCCGGCGAUGACGUUGCGGUUCUCAAGGAUUUGUUACUGACGGGAGGAAUUAUGAUUGUCUUUCUGUCGGCCGUGUUGGCCUUUCUGUACGUCCAAAAAGGUGGAGGUCCGACAAAAGCCGCGGCGAACACCGUUGUCCCGGACGUGGACGACACCAACGAAUACUCCGACUUGGACGGUAUGCAUCUAGAAGAAAUCUACGGUCCUUCCAUCUGCGAGCCACUUCCAGUUGAUGCUCCGAGUCGGAUCGCGACUUCCGGGAUCACGGAGACCAAGGCAACCAAGGUCGGUUGCGUCGCAGGCAACGAGUACGAUCCCGAUCACGUUUCCGCUACCUUCUUCCAUUGUCUGCAUAAAAUUCAUCGAUUGUGCGAUACAAUGGACCGUGCACCCAGUCUCGAGUCGACCAGCGAAGUAAGCUCCGUCUCCAUGAGCGAAGACGAAGCGGUCCUGCACCUGGAGGUGUUCGAGGAUGCGGGCGACAUGAGUAUUUCAACCAGUGACGACUCUAGCGACAAUCUCAAUACUUGA
This is a messenger RNA of Phaeodactylum tricornutum CCAP 1055/1, 1041 nucleotides long. RefSeq lists its product with no specific name. The transcript has a single exon. The record is from RefSeq and is a predicted model, not a curated record. Bases 1 to 1041 code for a protein of 346 amino acids. NCBI's taxonomy places the organism in Eukaryota, Bacillariophyta, Bacillariophyceae, Surirellales, Neidiaceae.